Notothenia coriiceps (black rockcod) is the source of this 5451-nucleotide messenger RNA. It is a transcript of the gene per2, whose product is annotated as period circadian clock 2. The coding region runs from base 233 to 4438 and encodes 1401 amino acids. Gene Ontology annotation, biological process: entrainment of circadian clock by photoperiod; circadian regulation of gene expression; negative regulation of transcription by RNA polymerase II. Gene Ontology annotation, cellular component: cytoplasm; nucleus. The transcript is spliced from 24 exons. The record is from RefSeq and is a predicted model, not a curated record. Gene Ontology annotation, molecular function: transcription cis-regulatory region binding; transcription corepressor binding. Lineage: Eukaryota; Metazoa; Chordata; Actinopteri; Perciformes; Nototheniidae.
UGAAAGAGCAGCCUGGGAAAGACGAUAUCCGUACGCUUUCUCUAUUCGAGACGACAAAGAGCUCUGGAUACAAGGCUUUAUUUUUUACAGAGACAGCAGGAUCAGUAGAAGAUUUGCCUUAUGUGAGAUCAAUAAUUUUUCAAGCAACAUCCUUGUGAAAUUGGGAUGAUAGCGUUUUUUUAUUAAUAAAUUACAAUUAUCCCGCAAAAAGCCCAGACCAGCAUUCCUCCUGAUGUCGGAAGAUUCAGACUCCAAGAACUACUGCUUCUCUGUGAUGCAGGACCAAGAUGGAGCUUCCUGCAGCGGUCAGCACCCUCCUGCCUCGCAGCACAAGCAUCGCAAGAUCCCCCGCUCUCGAUCGCUCCCCGAGGAGGACAUGGAGAUGAAGAGCAGUGGCUCCAGCGGUAGUGGAACUGAAUCACACAGCAAUGAAAGCCACGGCAACACAAGCCAUGGCACUGAGAGUCUUGGCCAUGCCUCAAUGGGCAGCUCCAAUGGCACCAGUAAGGACUCUGCAAUACUGGAAUCUUCUGAAAGCAACAAAAGCUCAAACUCUCACAGUCCGUCUCUUCCGAGCAGCUCCAACGCCUUCAGUCUGCUGAGCUCAGAGCAGGACAACCCAUCAACCAGCGGCUGCAGUAGUCAGGAGUCUGCCAAAGCUAAGACCCAGAAGGAGAUGAUUAAAACUCUGAAAGAGCUGAAGCUUCACAUGCCCACUGAGAAGAGACACAACAGCAAGUCCUCUACACUGAACACCCUCAAGUACGCACUGAGCUGCGUCAAACAGAUGGAAGCCAAUGAGGAGUAUUACCAGCUGCUGAUGACCAAUGACAGUCAACCUUCAGGCCAGGAUGUAUCCUCUUAUACGAUAGAGGAGAUAGACAGCAUUACUUCAGAAUACACCCUCAAAAACAAUGACAUGUUUGCAGUAGCAGUGUCUCUCACCACAGGAAGAAUAGUGUACAUUUCUGAUCAGGCUGCCUCCAUCCUAAAGUGCAAAAGAGACGUGUUUAAGAACAGCAAGUUUGUGGAGUUCCUGGCGCCGCAGGAUGUUAGCGUGUUCUACAGCUUCACAACGCCGUACCGCCUGCCCUCCUGGAGCAUGUGCACCGGAGCAGAGUCAUCUCCGCCUGACUCCAUGCAGAAGAAGUCCUUCUUCUGUCGUAUCAGUGGUGGUAAGAAAAGCGAGGGCUUUCUGCAGUACUAUCCAUUCCGCAUGACGCCCUACCGGAUGAAGGUCCCAGAUACAGUGCAUGCUGAAGACCAGUUCUGCUGCCUCCUGCUGGCAGAGAGAGUUCACUCUGGUUAUGAUGCACCCAGAAUUCCAUCCGACAAACGCGUCUUCACCACCACACACACACCGAGCUGCUUGUUUCAGGAUGUUGAUGAGAGGGCGGUUCCUCUCCUUGGGUAUCUCCCCCAGGACCUCAUUGGCACACAAAUCCUCCUCCACCUGCAUCCCAAUGACCGACCGAUUAUGUUGGCCAUUCACAAAAAGAUUCUUCAAUUUGCAGGACAACCAUUCGACCACUCCUCCAUCCGGUUCUGUGCGCGAAAUGGAGAAUACCUCAUUCUGGACACCAGCUGGUCCAGUUUUGUCAACCCCUGGAGCCGCAAGGUGUCCUUUGUUAUGGGAAGACACAAAGUGCGAAUGGGCCCUGUGAAUGAAGAUGUUUUCUCGCCCCCUGUCUCAACUGUCAUUGAGAUGAAGACCGUGGACAAUGACAUCCAGGAGAUUACUGAGCAGAUCCACCGGCUCCUGCUGCAGCCGGUCCAUAACAGUGGCUCCAGUGGUUACUGCAGUCUGAACAGAAACGACCACCUUGUGGGCAUGAGCUCCUCUAACGAGAGCCUUAACAACAGCAACGGGGCCAAGAUCCAACUAGAGGAGGAGGAAGUGAGCGACAAAGCACGACCGCGGACCUUUCAGGAAAUCUGUAAAGGAAUACAUCUUCAGAAAAGCCUUGAGCAUCAGACAACCAAACCAGACAUCAAGAAAAGCAAUGGCAUAGAGUGUGUACAGAGACACUCGACGGCGGUGCGGCCCAAAGACUCGACGCCCCUCCACUGGAAGGACACCGGGGUCACGAUGGAGGAGAACCGGUCCUCCUCCAACGAGGACACGGUCUUCAAAGAUCAGAACGCCUACUCCUAUCAGCAGAUCAGCUGUCUGGACAGUGUUGUCAGGUACUUGGAGAGCUGUAAUGUUCCCAUCAGUAUGAAAAGGAAGUGCCGUUCUUCCUCUAACACCACGUCCUCUAACUCGGAUGAGGACAAACAGAAAGAACCUCACAGCAUGCAGGUGUCUGAAGAACCAGCCUUGUUGAAGAAUCAGUCUUCUCUCUCCGCUUUGGAAGAUCACGACAAAAAGUCCAGUGACGCGGCCACAGCGGUAGUGGGCACAUCGCUGCCCCUUUCUGUACCAAACAAACCCGAAAGUGUGGUGCCCAUAACCAGCCAGUUUAGCAACAUUAGCACCAUAGUGCAUGUUGGGGACAAGAAACCUCAACCGGACUCAGAGAUCAUAGGGGAAUCCAGCCAUAUCUCCGGGGUUCCUCUCUGUGUUGUUUCACCUCCCAGUCACGAGAGGGAGUCCUAUAAGAAACUCGGGUUGACCAAGCAGGUUUUGGCAGCCCAUACGCAGAAGGAGGAGCAGACCUUUCUGUAUCGCUUCAAGGAGCAUCGAGGACUUACAGCGCUUAAAGAAAACUGCUCUCAGUACCUGGAGCGUCAGAGGGAACAGAUCGCCAGCUAUGCUAUACCCGCUGCUCAGUCCUCCAAGCAUGAUGAACCGAGUGCAGAGCCCACCGCUCGGCGAGGCACAGGGAACAAGAAGACCAAGUCAAAGCGGGCGAAGCAGAUGGAGUCCUCCGACAGCACCGUGUCCCACCACAGACAACAACACCUGCGGCCCCCUCUCCUGACCCACGGCCUCAACCUGACCUCCUGGUCGAGCUCUGACACCUCGCAGUCAAACUUCCCCAUGGCCUACCCCUCAGUGAUGCCAGGCUACCCCCUCCCGGUUUACCCCAGAGCCAAUUCCUUGGCCCCCCGCACAGAUGCCACUCAUCAAGGCUUUGUGGACAAUCGGGGCACCCAGCCCCCUCCCUGCCCACAGCCCAUCCACCCUGCUCCCUUCACCACCCCUAUGGUCGCUCCUAUUGUGGCUCUAAUGCUGCCCAUGCCCUUCUCUCCAUUGGCCCCCUCACUGCAAUCUCCACAGCCAGUGUUCCACGCAGCCACUGCUGGCUUCCCCACCCAAAUGCAGCCUUUUAGUCCGGUUGCCUUUCCAGUCCCGGUCCACUUCGCAGCUUCACCGUCCUUCACUGUCCAGAGCCAGUUCAACUCCCCGAACCACUUUGCUCUCCAAUCGAACUACAUCCCCUCUGCGUUCUACUUUCCUCCAGGCCCGGAAACCUCAAAGGCGCCCGUGGUUGAGAGCCAGUCUCGCUCCUCCACGCCGCAGUCUGGAAGCCCGGCGUCUCCACCCCUGUUUCAGUCUCGCUGCAGCUCACCCCUCAACCUGCUGGAGCUGGAGCUCUGUGUGGACCGGCAGGACUGCACAGCGCUCUCCUCUGGAGGGCAAGGGAAUAAUAUGGCAGAAUGGGAGAUGGGAGCCAGUGGAAACCAGGCCAAAGAGAGGGAGAUGAAGCAGCCUUCUCUCAGUCUCCUUGGUCCACCUGGACCCUUGUAUUGCGAGGGCUCGCACUGUGUCUGUGAUCGUUUGUCUUGGGAUAAAGUGUGCUCUAGAAGGUCUUGCAGCAAAGAGACAAGUUCAGGUGGCGAUGGGAACAACAGUGACGGCAACUCUUUCUCCAUCGACAUGUUGGACAUUAUUCUCCACGAGGACUCCGGCUCAGCCGACUCGGGCUCCAUGGGCUCCGGAUCGAACGGCUGCGGUACUUCAGCCAGUGGGACCUCCAAUAGCAGGACGUCAAACAGUAGGACAUCAAACAGCGGGAUAUCAAAGAGCAGGACGUCUGGCAGUGGAAAAGGAAGCAACAACAGUAGCAACUACUUUGGCAGCGUGGACUCGUCCCAGAUCAGCCAGAAGGUCAAAGGUCACCUGAAUGGCAGCGAAAGCAGGGCUUUGGAGAUGGACCAGAGUGAACAUUUCAUCACUGACAUCCAGAGAGUACUCAGAGACGACAGAGAGAAGCUGAGACUGCUGCAGAAGAGCCAGCCGAGCUUUUCAGAGGAGCAGAAGAAGGAGCUGAUGGAGGUGCACCCCUGGAUUAAGAGAGGAGGUCUGCCAAAGGAGAUGGACAUCAAGGCGUGCUCUUGCUGUAAUGGUGCCUCGGAGGCAGCAGCAGUGUCAGCAGCGGUGGAGGAGGAACAGGCAAACCUUGACCUCGGUGAAACGGAGGCGCUGGAGGAGGGCUGCCAGCGGAGGCCCAGAGAGGAACCCUCCAACUCUCUCUCAGAGACAACCAGCUAGACAACAAACUCAUCAAGAUCUUCAAAGUGUCCCCUAUUACCCGUCUGACUCUGUUUCUGCACAACUGUGAAAAGUGGCCUUCUUUGCGUGAAGCAUCAAACAGGCCCUUUGCUCUUCUCACAACAUUCAUUACUGUCUUAAGUUAAAGCUUGUGUUGAAUGUAAAUAUACGAGUGCUGGAUUCUGUGACUGCGUAUGAUCAUUCACUCAUUCCGUUUAGCGCUUAAUAUAGUGCAGCCUCUGCACUGAUAGGUCAUAAGUGAAACACAAUGUGUGCUUAUGCAGCACAGUAGAGGUCAAACAAACACCGACAGACCAGAGGCUGCGUCACUCACAUGGCAGGAAGUGGCUCUUUGGUGUUCAAACUGCUGCGGUAAAAGAGUUGAUUCAGCUUUUUGUGAUGUGAUUUUCUCAGUUACAACAACAGCACGCUGAGUCAGCAUGUGGUAAAAACAGGCGGAGUUCAAUUUCAGGCACUCCUGUUCAGGCAUGCAUAGCCAUCAAGCACUAAAUGAACGCACAACUGCACUUUGUGAGCUACACAUGGAGGCAAAGAUGAAAGGUGUUGUGUUUAGUCACUAAUAGCAAAUGAAUGUCCAAAAUAUAAACUUGUUCCCGAAUGCAGCAGGCAUGGACUCACCAUCUGAAGCUUUUCAACAACUCCAUCCCCUGAAAACGUACUCCCAUACAAGGCAAUACUAAAUGUACAAUAUUAUAUAUUGAACUUAAGUGAUGUAAUACUAUAACGAAUCAUAACAUGGAAACGUUAAUGUGUUACUGACCGCCAGUGAAUUGUAGGGGGAAUGGGUGAAAAACCUAGAAUAAAGCUAUAUUUAUUCACCAGUCCAUGUUAUAAUGUUUAUGAGAAUGUAUCAUUCAAAGGGAGCUUUGUGUCACUUGUAACCUUAUGAAGCUUUAAGCUUUCAUUGUUUAUACGUAUUUUCAUUCAGCCUUUUUGUCAGUAUCAGCUUUGAAAAGUGCCUCUUAUUUAAAUAAACUUUAAUUUUAAUGCAU